Messenger RNA from Enhydra lutris kenyoni (northern sea otter), 2054 nucleotides. RefSeq names its product inhibitor of growth family member 1. Gene Ontology annotation, biological process: positive regulation of DNA-templated transcription. Gene Ontology annotation, cellular component: nucleus. NCBI's taxonomy places the organism in Eukaryota, Metazoa, Chordata, Mammalia, Carnivora, Mustelidae. The record is from RefSeq and is a predicted model, not a curated record. Bases 998 to 1777 code for a protein of 259 amino acids. The transcript has 2 exons.
GGCCCUGGCCGGGCAGGAACAAAAGGUCUGGAGCGUCUUUGAUUCGCCAAGGUCCUUGUGCACGAAGCCCGGACACGGAGGAGGAAGGAGGAACGGGAGGUCUCCAUGCCAGGCUGCGCGAGCAAAGCGCUCUUUGUAGUGAAGUGACGAGGCGGGGUGCUGCGGGGGAGGGGGCUCAGGGGGCGCAGGCUAGGGCGCCGAGGGAGGGAUGUGCCGCGGUCGCUGGGGCUGAGGGGCGCAGCGACGGGGCUGCGCGCAGGGCUGCUGGGAGGGCGCUGCGGGCGGCGGGUCCCCGGCUCUGCUCGCCAUCCCCGGAGCCACCCCCACCCAGUCCCGAAUCUGAGUGUUAUAUAAAGUCCGGGGUCGACACUCCGCGCCGUGCGGCCCGGGUCGCCGCCGCCCCCGCCCGGCCCCCCGGGCCUCCCGUGGAGCUGUACAGCGAGUGAGGGGCGGCGCGGCCGGGUGUAGUUCGCCGAGGGCGAGGGCUUUAUUCCGUGCGUGAGGCGGGGAAGGGGAGGGCAGGGCAGGGAAGGGGAAGGAGAAUGGGUCGGGGAGUCGCCCAUCUGCUGUGCUCGGGGACGCGGGCAAAGCUUGUCGGCUCGCAGAGGAACAUGGCAGGGAAGAGGACCUGUGGGUCGUUCUCUGCAGCCCCGGCUGCCCAGAGUUCCGGAGAGAGGCGGAGGGUUCGUAUCCGCUGGGAAUUGUUGGCUGUUGGGGAAACUUUCCUGCCUGGCCAGGCACGGCGCGGGGGGCUGUGUACGGGACGCGGAUCGUCGCUCGGAGUUUACUAAUGUUUACAGGGCUGCGCAGCAGGGAAACGGAAGCGGGGGGAGGUAGGAAGCGGCCGCACGCCCCAAGCGCACUGAGAGACCCCGCGGCAUGGCGCCCCUGCGCGCUCUAGCCGAGCCGGGGCUUCGCAGCUACUUUUAUAGGGGUCUUAUUAGCAUAUUGCGAACGUCCCGCUGUGGCCUCCUUGUGAUUGGUCUCGGCGUCCCCCAUGGAAUGUCCUUAUCAGUCCGCUGCUGAGCUAUUGGCUACUGAGCCGGAUGAGGGUGGGCUUUGCGCAGUGACUGAAAUCCUGAAGGAACUGGAUGAGUAUUAUGAGAAAUUCAAACGCGAGACAGACGGCGUCCAGAAAAGGAGAGUGCUGCAUUGCAUUCAGAGAGCCCUGAUUCGGAGCCAGGAGCUGGGCGACGAGAAGAUCCAGAUCGUGAGUCAGAUGGUGGAGUUGGUGGAGAACCGGACCAGGCAGGUGGACAGUCAUGUGGAGCUCUUUGAGGCUCAUCAGGAGGUCAAUGACGCCACCGGCCACAGCGGCAAAGCCGGCCAGGAUAAGUCCAAGAGUGAGACAAUCACGCAGGCGGAGAAGACCAAUAAUAAGCGGUCUCGGCGGCAGCGCAACAACGAGAACCGAGAGAAUGCGGCCAAUAAUCACGACCACGAUGACAUCACCUCCGGGACGCCUAAGGAGAAGAAAGCAAAAGCCUCCAAGAAGAAGAAACGCUCCAAGGCCAAAGCCGAGCGGGAAGCGUCCCCUGCGGACCUUCCCAUCGACCCGAACGAGCCGACGUACUGUCUGUGCAAUCAGGUCUCCUAUGGAGAAAUGAUCGGCUGUGACAACGACGAGUGCCCCAUCGAAUGGUUCCAUUUCUCCUGCGUGGGGCUGAAUCACAAACCCAAGGGCAAGUGGUACUGUCCCAAGUGUCGAGGAGAGAACGAGAAGACCAUGGACAAGGCCCUGGAGAAAUCCAAAAAGGAGCGGGCGCAUAGCAGGUAGUAGGCGGAGCCGCGCAGCGCGUAGCAGGUAGUAGGCGGAGCCGCGCGGCGGCGGGGACAGCGGCCGCCGGUGUAUUUAUUACGUCGCCGCCUGCGCUGAGGCGCAAGGACUGUACAUUGUACAUUUUUCAAGAAUGUUAGAAAAGGAGCCAUUCCUUUUGCAGGGAUGGCGGUGACUCUCUGCCUUUUGUUUUCAUUGGUACACACGUGUAACAAGAAAGUGGUCUGUGGAUCAACAUUUUAGAAACUACAAAUAUAGGUUUGAAUUAAACACUCAA